Molecule: messenger RNA, 2894 nt
Organism: Poecilia reticulata (guppy)
Lineage: Eukaryota; Metazoa; Chordata; Actinopteri; Cyprinodontiformes; Poeciliidae
Product: retinal Mueller cells isomerohydrolase-like
Biological process (GO): retinal metabolic process; zeaxanthin biosynthetic process
Molecular function (GO): all-trans-retinyl-ester hydrolase, 11-cis retinol forming activity; beta-carotene 15,15'-dioxygenase activity; retinol isomerase activity
Source: RefSeq, a predicted model, not a curated record
AAGAGGAGGAGUGAGGAAGGAUGGGGGAGCAGCAGGAAAUGUUUGUGUGGUUUAAAUCCGAACCAGAGUCUCUUCUGARAGCAGUCGGCGAGUCCAGGAGGAGAUCCAGCAGCAACAUGGUCAGCCGAGUGGAACAUCCUGCUGCAGGUUACCAGAAGAUCUUUGAGACGGUGGAGGAACUAAAUGAACCGAUUUCUGCAGAAAUAACUGGUGUUUUCCCGUCGUGGCUCAGAGGAAGCGUCCUCCGGAUGGGUCCGGGUCUUUUCGAGAUCGGGGACAAACCGUAUCACCAUUUGUUUGAUGGGCAAGCUCUGAUCCACAAGUUUGACCUGAAGGGCGAUCAGGUGACGUACUUCAGGAAGUUCAUCAGGACGGAUGCAUAUGUUCGGGCCAUGACAGAAAACCGGGUCGUCAUCACAGAGUUUGGCACCGCUGCCUAUCCAGACCCCUGCAAAAACAUUUUCUCCAGGUUCUUUACGUACUUCAGAGGCAUUGAAGUGACGGAUAACUGCUUAGUGAACGUUUAUCCGAUCGGCGAGGAUUUUUACGCCGUCACAGAGACAAACUUCAUCACCAAAGUGGAUCCAGAUUCACUGGAGACACUGAAGAAGGUGGAUCUGUGUAAAUAUCUGUCCAUUAACGGAGUCACAGCGCAUCCCCACGUUGACGCAGACGGUUCGCUCUACAACAUCGGAAACUGCUUCGGCAAAAACAUGAGUCUGGCGUACAACAUCGUCAAGAUGCCGCCGGCACAGAAAGAUAAAUCAGAUCCCAUUGAGAAAUCCCAAGUUGUGGUCCAACUACCCAGCAGUGAAAGAUUAAAGCCUUCCUACAUCCACAGUUUUGGUAUGACUGAGAACUACUUUGUGCUUGUGGAGCAGCCGGUGAAGAUCAACCUGCUCAAGUUUCUGUCGUCUUGGAGCGUCAGAGGAGCAACGUACAUGGACUGCUUCGAAUCCAACGAAAACAUGGGGACGUGGUUCCACUUGAUCACUAAGGAUCCUGCAUGUUACAUGACAAACCACAAAUUCAGAACCUCGGCUUUCAACCUGUUUCACCACAUCAACGCCUACGAAGACGAGGGAUUCAUCGUGGUCGACCUCUGCACCUGGAAAGGGCAUGAUUUUGUGUACAACUACCUGUACCUGGCCAACCUGAGGCAGGAGUGGGAGGAGGUGAAGAAAGCGGCGAUGCGUGCGCCUCAGCCGGAGGUCAGGCGAUAUGUUCUGCCGUUGGAUAUUCACAGGGAAGAACAAGGCCGGAACCUCGUGUCUCUGUCCUACACGACGGCAACCGCCGUCCUCCACAGCGACGGAUCCAUCUGGCUAGAGCCCGAAGUUCUGUUCUCUGGACCGAGACAGGCCUUCGAGUUUCCACAGAUUAACUACUCCAAGUGUUGUGGAAAGAAAUACUCAUUUGCAUACGGCCUCGGACUCAACCACUUCAUCCCUGACAGGAUCGUCAAGCUGAAUGUCCAGACCAAAGAGACGUGGGUGUGGCAGGAGGAAGACUGUUACCCAUCAGAGCCGCUGUUUGUUCCCACACCUGGAGCCACGAAGGAAGACGAAGGCGUGUUGCUGAGUGUUGUGGUGAAGCCGGGCGCAGAGAGACCAGGUUUCCUGCUGGUUCUGGACGCCAUGAUGCUAACGGAGCUAGCUAGGGCGGAAGUCAACGCCGUCAUCCCCGUCACUUUACACGGGAUGUACAAACCUCCGCCUUCACCCUAAACACACCAGAUAAUCCCCGUUUUAUAGUUAUUGGCGAUAACAAUACAUUCUGAUCAGUUUGUAAAUCAAAUACCACUCUCAUUACUGCUAAGGUUUCAAUAAUGACAUGGAUUUAAAGCAGAGCAGAUCAGGACUUGGACGGCAUCAGUUUUUUGUUUCUUGUAAUCAAAAUCAAAGAAAAUCUAUUGGCUUUGGACAAUUUGAAUCUUGUUAUUUUUGGUUUUUAGAUCACUUUUAGGUUUGUAGUGAGUGGUAGGCUCACAUCCGCUAAUCUGCUAACAGCAGAGCUAAUUUUUCUUUUUUAUUUAAAGAUUUACAAACAAGGCAGUAAUACAAAUACAAAUAAGUAUUAGGAAACAAAUGAGAAAUCAAAAGCAUAAGCGCAGAAUGGAAAGUAAAUAAAUAAAAACAUUGAAAAUUGGAUCAUUUCUGGCUCAUAAAAUGCUAAAUUAUGUUCUAUGAACUUGAUAUGGUGAACCCUAACGAUAAACAUAACUUUAAUGAAUUUUACAUAACAUAGAAACUCAAUGAGAAAAACACAAAACUUGGGAGACAUUUUCUUACAUUUGGAUUUGUGUAUAUGAUUUUUUUUUAAAAAUUAUAUGAUAGUUUUUCAUUUCGCACUUUGGCAUUUUUGAUAACUUUGAAAAAUGUAUCACUUUGAUCUUCCCCUAAAUAAAUUUUUCCAGAUAAAUGAUCACCACUUAUGUACUUGGCUGUUUCAUAAACCUUCAGUUGAAUAAAAUUUUACAUCUGUGUUCAAGAUUUUAUUAAUUAACACUGAAGGUAAAAAUUAGCUCCAUUAUUAGCAGAUUAGCUUAUCAGUCAUGCUACCUGUACAGCUGAUGCUACUUCUGUUAAUUACUCGCCAUUUUCUCAUGGUCCUGUUGUUCCUGUGUUUUUAUUUCCUGUGUUUUCAAUCAUACAUUAAAAUUAUUUUAGUUAAAUUUUUAUGUUUACUGAAUCCACAUCUGCUUUAUUCUCCAUGCCUCCAUGUAUAGUUUACUUUUGCUUCAUUGUUUGAUAAAGAAAAAGCAUGUUGGUAUAUUUUCAGAGCAAUUUCUGCUCAAAGCACUUAACAUUUCAGUUUAAUACAUUUUAUAUAAUGGAUACAAAUUGUUGAUGUCUCAACUGUAAAAUGUCAAAUAAACUGUUUAAAACUGAAAA